Messenger RNA from Cladocopium goreaui, 1379 nucleotides. NCBI's taxonomy places the organism in Eukaryota, Dinophyceae, Suessiales, Symbiodiniaceae. The record is from the annotation of a GenBank genome assembly.
ACCCGUCACACUCCGCCCGCGCCAUGGCCGAUGAAGCGCCAAACGCCCCUGCCGCAGCUGCGGCGCCAACGGUGUCGUUGCCGAGCAGGUUGCCCAAGAGCAGCCUUGCCUUGCCAAAAGCUUCACCAAGUAGCCCAGCGGGAAAGCUGCAGCUUCCGGGUGCAUCUCCUUCUUCCAGCGGCCGCCUAUCUACCAGCUCUUGGAAAGGCCUACGGGGGUCUGGACUCUUGCUUGGAGGUAUUGGGCGCAGCAGCUUCUUUGCCGAGAAGCAAGCGCUGGUGCUUUGCUUUGGGGAAGCCUUCACAAAGGUGGGCCUAGCAGGUGAAAACCGGCCCCGCGCCAUCUUCCGCAGCCCAGAGCUCCGGCGGCGCCGGAUGCUGGGGCCGGAGCUGUCGGGCACGUUGUCGCAGGAGGAAUGGGUGCAGGUGCUUAGCGAUUUUAUGAACAGGAUCUUCUUCCAACAUCUUCAUCUCAGCCCAAAGGAUCGACGCGUGGUGAUCUGCGAUGGGGUCUAUUCGUCUCAGCAAUUCAGGUCGGCUUUAGCCUUCGUCCUCUUCAAACUUUUCGCUGUUCCCUCCGUAUGUUUCGUGUUGGAACUGGUGCUGCCGCUCUAUUUGACUGGCUUGCAUAGUGGCCUGGUUGUGGAUCUGGGUUUCGGCUCAGCCAAAGUGCUCCCCAGCUCCGCUGGGGUGCCGCUGCUGUCGGCCUUCAGCGAUGCCAACUGUGGGACCAAAGCUGUCCUGCAGGCGAUCAAGAAGGCACUCAUGGAUCCCGCAGCCGGAAAUGACGGAAUCCUGGACAUUCUGGAGGAUGAGACGGUUUUGGAGGAUGUCUUGGUCUGUGCAUGCUAUGUGACUUGCGACUUCCCUAAGGACAGAGAACAGCCAGCGAGGUCAUUGAAGAGCGACAAGGACGCGGAGGUGCGGCUCCUAGGUCGGGACCGAGCUUUGAAAGUGCCCGCUGCGUGCCGGCACGGCGUGACAGAAUGUUUCUUCCAUCCGCAGAGUGCAGAGAACCACAGCUGCGCCUGUGAUACGCUCCCCGAGGCUUUCGUACGCACUUUGGAGCUGUGCCCCAUGGACAUCCGUGCCCAACUGGUGCAGAACGUGGUGAUUUGCGGAGGUGGCGCCACGCUGCGCGGCUUGCUGCCGCGCCUGGCGCUUGAAGUGCAGAAGGCCCUGCAACAGCACAAGGUGCUUUCCGCCCUGGCACCCAAGCUGCGGCUAACACCUGUGGACUUUGCGCCCAUCUGCGCAGCCUGGACCGGGGGUGCCAUCUAUGGAUCCCUGGAAGGUGUUCCGGACUACAGUGCUGAAGACUUCAGAAAGGGCGCAGCGCUCCCGGACUGGCUUCGGAGUGGCUUCGUUUGAUGGUGAAAA